AUGCUGGUGUUCGAGAACACGGACGCGUCGUCUGCCGCGGGCGCCGGUCUGUUCGCCCUUCUGUGCGCACUCGGCGUGGCGGGCAACACGGCCGUGGUGGCCGCCACGCUGUGCGGCACGGAGCGCAAGACCGUCACCGCCGUGCUCGUGUUCAACGUGGCCCUCAUGGACGCCCUCGUCGCGCUCGCCGACCUGCCCAGGGCCGUGAGCAUGGCCGCGGGCCAGUGGCCGUUCGGCAGCGUGUUGUGCAAGCUGCACGUGUCCGUGCGCUACCUGAACAUGCUCGCGCGCGUCUACGUGCUGGUCAUCAUGAGCCUCGACCGCUACAUGGUGGCGCACCACCGCGCCUGCUCGCGAGCCGUGCGCAGCGGCGCGCUGGCGUGGGCGCUGAGCGUCUUCGUGUGGAUUCUCGCGUUCAUCCUCACGACGCCCGUGCUGCUCAUGGCAACGGCGCGACCGCAGUCAGGGGGCCGAGCCGGCGUCAGCCCCGCGGGCCGCUCGUCCCCGUGGCCGGCGGCGGUGGCGGCGGCGGGAGAGGCGGCGGGAGAGGCGGCGAUGGAGGCCCUGCGGCCGGGGCCCACGGCUGGCGGCCUCGGGCCGGCCGUGUGCGCCCUCGACUUCCCCAAGCCGGCGUGGUGGUGGGCCGAGGUGUGGCGCUGGGCCACGCUGGGCGUGGGCUGCGCCAUCCCGCUGGCGACGCUGCUCGGCUGCUACGCGGCGUCGGCGCUGCGCACGUGCGCCUCGCUGCGGCCGUGCGCGCUCGCCCACCGCGGCGGGGCCCAGCGACGGCGCCGACGCCGCCCGCGCGUCUGGUGCCGCGCCACGCGCUUCGUGCUCUCCGUGCUGGGGGUCUACCUCGCCUGCUGGGCGCCCACCUUCGGGAUGCUCCUCGCGGGGCUCGCGGAGACGUCGCGGCGCGGCGGCGGCGGCGGCGCCGGCGCUCCGGGCGGCAUCCCCGAGGCGCCGUUCCUCGAGGGGCCGGGGUCCUUCGGCGGCGGCGGCGGCGGUUCUGGGCCGUCGUCGUCGUGGCGCUGCGUCGCCCUCCUCGCGGCCGCGGCCAACGGCUGCAUCAACCCGCUGCUCUACGCCUGCUACGACCGGCGAUUCCGCCAGGAUAUCGGGCGCGCGUUGGCCGCGUGCCGCUGGCGGGGGGCCGCGUCCCGCAAGCGUCUCGCCGCGGAGCCGGGCGAGGAGAACCCGGCGCGCGGCGGGGACGAGACCGCGGCAUGCGGCAACCGCCGCUGA
Molecule: messenger RNA, 1245 nt
Organism: Lethenteron reissneri (Far Eastern brook lamprey)
Lineage: Eukaryota; Metazoa; Chordata; Hyperoartia; Petromyzontiformes; Petromyzontidae
Product: neuropeptides B/W receptor type 1-like
Biological process (GO): neuropeptide signaling pathway
Cellular component (GO): plasma membrane; neuron projection
Molecular function (GO): neuropeptide binding; G protein-coupled receptor activity
Source: RefSeq, a predicted model, not a curated record